Molecule: messenger RNA, 6389 nt
Organism: Microtus ochrogaster (prairie vole)
Lineage: Eukaryota; Metazoa; Chordata; Mammalia; Rodentia; Cricetidae
Gene: Extl3
Product: exostosin like glycosyltransferase 3
Cellular component (GO): membrane
Molecular function (GO): glycosyltransferase activity
Source: RefSeq, a predicted model, not a curated record
AUGAAGGUCAUCUGUGUGAGCUCUGGACCAGCUGUCUGGCCACCUGUGUUCCUAGCACUUUCUUCUCGGGGACUGUGCCCUAUUUAGCUGAAUAGGGGGUGUUGCCCUCAAUCUGGGAAAAGCUGAAUCGCCUCACCGUUGUUCCCAAUUGGCAAGCAGUAAAGACGUGAGCUCUGGAGGUUAGCUCCAUCUCCCGGUAGCUUUCCAGACCCCUGCUCCCCUGCUUCCCACUGAGCUGCUUCCGAUUGGCUGUCCACUGUCCACUGCUCCCCUCCAGCCACAGCUGUCCGGCUGAACUUUGUGUCUUUCUCGCAAAAGCAGUGGCUGCUGUCGGCUUUCGACUGCAGGACUCCCAGCCGUGGCCAACGCUUUGAGCAUCACUGGCAAACGCAGGUUCGGCUAUUUCCGUCCCUGGUCUUCGGCAAGUUCCGCCCUUGCCGGUCGGAAAUGGCCGCCGGCCGGCAGGGGGAGCGGAGGAUUCGGCGCGGCCUGGGAGGCGCGCAGCCGGCAGCCAGAGCGGCUUGUGGGAAGCGGAGUUUUGGGCAGGAGACGGCGAUGGCUCGUCUCUGACUGGAAGCUGCCAGGAGAGCAAGCUCUGGUGUCAACGACUACAAGAACUCGUAUGUUGAAGCAUAACGCUACUACAUAAGGCAGAGAAAGGAAGAACGCUGCCCAGUAAGGCCUGACUGUCGGUAGUGACAUGGAGGACGGGGCUGGCAUCUCAAGCUGCCAGCUGUUUUCACCAGCCACUGUUUAACUUGAACAGAAGCGAUGCAUACUGGCUGGUCAACAAGGCCAAGGAACAAAGGCUAUGGCAGUUAAAACGGUCCCUCCGAGCCCAGGGCCCUGUCCCUGGAUUUUAACACCAUGGAUCUCUUCCCUGUCAUCCCAUCAGCAAUGUGGUACCUUCUUCUAUUUGAGGACAACAGCCAAUACUUAGGAGCUGCCUGACUAGGGUUAGAGACCUUCUGAGUCACGGCUGAGGAAAAUGAAAUUUCCAUUUUAUUUGGUGCCUUGCGCAGGGCGCACACAGACUCUUCCAGAAACUUGUGUGUGAAGAAGAGGUUGAGUUUCGUCACACACACUUAUGGUUAUGGCGUGUGAUCCGACGUGAUCAGAGUGGGCCAGAGCCACAGAGAACUCAUGACAGGCUAUACCAUGUUGCGGAAUGGGGGAGUGGGGAACGGCGGUCAGACCUGUAUGCUGCGCUGGUCCAACCGUAUCCGGCUGACGUGGCUGAGUUUCACACUCUUCAUCAUCCUGGUCUUCUUCCCCCUCAUCGCUCACUAUUACCUCACCACUCUGGAUGAGGCAGAUGAAGCCGGCAAACGCAUCUUCGGCCCUCGGGCUGGCAACGAGCUCUGCGAGGUAAAGCAUGUUCUAGAUCUCUGUCGGAUUCGUGAGUCCGUGAGCGAAGAGCUUCUGCAGCUCGAAGCCAAGCGGCAGGAGCUCAACAGCGAAAUCGCCAAGCUCAACCUCAAGAUUGAAGCCUGUAAGAAGAGCAUAGAGAACGCCAAGCAGGACCUGCUGCAGCUCAAGAACGUUAUUAGCCAGACCGAGCACUCCUAUAAGGAGCUGAUGGCCCAGAAUCAGCCCAAACUGUCCCUGCCCAUCCGACUGCUCCCCGAGAAGGAUGAUGCUGGCCUGCCGCCCCCCAAGGUCACUCGGGGUUGCCGGCUGCACAACUGCUUUGAUUACUCUCGCUGCCCUCUGACCUCUGGCUUUCCCGUCUAUGUCUACGACAGUGACCAGUUUGCCUUUGGGAGCUACCUGGACCCUUUGGUCAAGCAGGCUUUUCAGGCUACGGCGAGAGCUAAUGUUUAUGUUACAGAAAACGCAGCGAUUGCCUGCCUGUAUGUGGUGUUAGUGGGAGAAAUGCAGGAGCCGGCUGUGCUGCGGCCCGCUGACCUUGAGAAGCAAUUGUAUUCUCUGCCACACUGGAGGACAGAUGGGCACAACCAUGUCAUCAUCAACCUGUCCCGGAAGUUGGACACACAGAAUUUACUGUACAACGUCAGUACAGGCCGGGCCAUGGUGGCCCAGUCCACAUUCUAUGCCGCCCAGUACAGGCCUGGCUUUGAUUUGGUAGUGUCACCACUUGUCCAUGCCAUGUCUGAACCCAACUUCAUGGAGAUCCCCCCGCAGGUGCCAGUUAAGCGGAAGUAUCUCUUUACUUUCCAGGGUGAGAAGAUUGAGUCCCUGAGAUCUAGCCUUCAGGAGGCCCGUUCCUUUGAGGAGGAAAUGGAAGGUGACCCUCCAGCCGACUAUGAUGACCGGAUCAUUGCCACCCUGAAGGCCGUGCAGGACAGCAAGUUAGAUCAGGUGCUGGUAGAAUUUACCUGCAAAAACCAGCCGAGGCCCAGCCUGCCUACUGAGUGGGCGCUCUGUGGGGAGCGGGAAGACCGCCUAGAGUUGCUGAAGCUCUCCACCUUUGCCCUCAUCAUCACCCCUGGGGACCCGCACUUGGUUAUUUCAUCAGGGUGUGCCACACGGCUCUUUGAAGCCCUGGAAGCGGGAGCUGUGCCUGUUGUACUAGGGGAGCAGGUACAGCUCCCAUACCAUGACAUGCUGGAGUGGAACGAGGCCGCCCUAGUAGUGCCCAAGCCACGUGUUACGGAGGUUCACUUCCUGUUACGGAGUCUUUCAGACAGUGAUCUGUUGGCUAUGAGGCGGCAAGGCCGCUUUCUCUGGGAGACCUACUUCUCCACUGCUGACAGUAUUUUUAAUACCGUGCUGGCCAUGAUUAGGACUCGCAUCCAGAUCCCAGCUGCUCCCAUCCGGGAAGAGGUAGCAGCUGAGAUCCCCCAUCGUUCAGGAAAAGCAGCAGGAACUGACCCUAACAUGGCUGACAAUGGGGACUUGGACCUGGGGCCGGUCGAGACAGAACCGCCCUAUGCCUCACCUAAAUACCUCCGCAACUUUACUCUGACCGUCACAGACUGUUACCGUAGCUGGAACUCUGCUCCCGGGCCUUUCCACCUUUUCCCCCACACACCCUUUGACCCUGUGCUGCCCUCUGAGGCCAAAUUCCUGGGCUCAGGGACUGGAUUUCGGCCCAUUGGUGGUGGGGCUGGGGGCUCUGGCAAGGAGUUCCAGGCAGCACUUGGAGGCAAUGUCCAGCGGGAGCAGUUCACGGUUGUGAUGCUGACCUACGAGCGGGAGGAAGUGCUCAUGAACUCGCUGGAGAGACUCAACGGCCUCCCCUACCUGAACAAGGUAGUGGUGGUGUGGAACUCUCCCAAGCUGCCCUCGGAGGACCUUUUGUGGCCAGACAUUGGUGUCCCCAUCAUGGUCGUCCGUACUGAGAAGAACAGUUUGAACAAUCGAUUCUUGCCCUGGAAUGAGAUUGAGACAGAGGCCAUACUGUCUAUCGACGAUGACGCUCACCUCCGCCACGAUGAAAUCAUGUUUGGGUUUCGGGUGUGGAGAGAGGCACGUGAUCGUAUUGUGGGUUUCCCCGGCCGGUACCAUGCAUGGGACAUCCCUCACCAGUCCUGGCUCUACAACUCCAACUACUCCUGUGAGCUGUCCAUGGUGCUGACAGGUGCUGCCUUCUUUCACAAGUAUUAUGCCUACCUGUAUUCUUACGUGAUGCCCCAGGCCAUCCGAGACAUGGUGGACGAGUACAUCAACUGCGAGGAUAUUGCUAUGAACUUCCUUGUCUCCCACAUCACACGGAAGCCCCCCAUCAAGGUGACAUCGAGGUGGACUUUCCGAUGCCCGGGGUGCCCUCAGGCCCUGUCCCAUGAUGACUCUCACUUUCAUGAGCGGCACAAGUGUAUCAACUUCUUCGUCAAGGUGUACGGCUAUAUGCCCCUCUUGUACACACAGUUCAGGGUGGACUCUGUGCUCUUCAAGACCCGCCUGCCCCACGACAAGACCAAGUGCUUCAAGUUCAUUUAGGGCCUUGCCAGUUCUGAAGAGACCAUGAGUGGAGUAAGAAGAGUCGCUCCACGGUUCCCAGGCAUUGAAGGACCUUGGGGACAUCUGUGGGGCGGGGCUCAGACCCUUUGCUGGGGAAGGCAGCAGGAAGAGUGGAAGGGAGUAGCUGUCUUUAUCUUGAAGUCAGUCACACUGGGCCCAGCAUCCUGGUCAGCAGACUCGGGGCUUCUGCACGGGGCACUGACUGAUGGUGAACACUGAGGACUGUGGGACUCUUGGGAGUCUCUAGUUCAUAAGCCCAGGACGGCUGGUUCGUGGUUUUUAAAUUCAGUAACAACUAUUAUUAUUUAAAGAGAGUUUCACAUCUGCCAUUCAAGGCUUAUUUAUAUGUGUGCAUAUAUGUACACACAUACGUGUAUUAUACAUAUAUAUGCACACACACAUAUACAUAUAUAUAUAUAUAUAUUUGAUGGGGUGGGGUUGCACUUGAAAUUUCUGCCAAUCUCUCCAAGGGAGGGACCUACCUGGCUAUGUAUUUAGUGGAGAGGGUCCUGACCCUGUGUGACUUGGACUGUCCCGAUGGCACUGGCUGCAGAAACAAGCAGGAUGGACUUGGCCUAGGCAAGAUCUCCUGAUCUACCCCGACCCCUUCCUGUAGCCUCAGUGAUACUAACACAGCUUCCCCUCCUGCUGGGGCUGCGCAGUGGGGCUGGCAUGUUCCCUGGGCUUUGAGGCUGGUGCCAGGCAGCACUUGUCUUGGGGGUUAUUGCCACUCUCCCAUUCUUUCUUGUGUUUGAGAGAGGAUAAGGAAGCAACCGGUGAGGCAGGGAUGAGGCCUCUGCUGCCCAAUGGCCUUUAGCUCACUCUCCUGGUGACGCCGGUGCGGGGCACUGGUGCAGGUCCCUGUGCUAUUUAGCAGGUCUCGAUUGGGAGCUUGUAAGGUGCAGAACUGGCCUGUGUCCUUUGAGGAUCCCAGAGUCUCAUGGCAGGGCCUUGGGAUGGACACCUAAGUGAGUUCACGUUUCCCCUCACGUCUGGACUCCAUCGUGUACCUGUGGGGUUUAGACCCCGGAUGUCGAGUUGCCCUCUUUCGAGGUCUGGGACAUGCUAGAAGCUGGAGGCUGGGGUCCGCUAGGAAAGUUCUAGUCCGGCCUUGGAAGCUAUCAGGCGCUCACCCCCGCGUUACCACUCUCCACUCCUGUUAUGGUUCUGUUCCCAGGGCUGCCAGUGAAAUAAGCUGAUUUUGGGGGUGGUGGCAGCAGGAAGCCUAGCAUUGUGUCAGGGAUUCCGCCUGUGACUUGUCACCCCACCCGCCUGGCUGAAGUGGAACUGAACAGCUGCACCAGACAGAGCUCAGGGCUGUCCUGGCCGUGCAUCUGCCUUAAGCCAGUCCCGUCUUCCUAGGCCCUGACCCGAGUGCUGCUGUCCUGACUUCUCUGUAGAUCCCUUCUGCUGGAGGCUGCCGUGGCCUCCAUCUCCAGGAGUCCCUGCGGCCAGAGGACCAGGCUGCUGCAGAGCUUCCACUGGUGUCUUCUCCAACCCGACACCAAGGCUGCCUGGGACGUAGUUCUUAGCACCUCAGCAAAGGGGUCUAGACUCUUUCCCCGACUCUCUGUCCUUUUGUCCCUUGUGGCAGUAGCCCUCUUCCCUCAGGGGAGCCAAAGAGUGUGGUGGUUUUUUUUUUUCCGCUAACUAUGUGGCUGCUAUUUUUUUUUUUUUUUUUACUUCCCAGUAUUGGGGAUGGAACCCGGAGCUGUGGAUGGGCAUCCCGACAAUCGCUCUGCCGUGAGCCCCGGCCCUAUCCGCCUUGUUUCUUUAAUGUGAGAACUUGUAGAUUGCUGUGGUAUUUGAUGAGGAAGUCCGUCUCUACGGUAGAACCCCUCUGGAGGGCACUGAAAGCUGUUGGUCACUCAUGGAUGUCAUCAAAAUGUGUUUCAGGGAUAGUGGUGGUAUCAGAGCAUCCUAUGGGGUAGCAUCUCUGGGCCCGGUGGGAACACUAACUGAAGGGCCCCAGCAGCAAGUAUGGACAGUGACUGUAUCUGAGGGACCCUCUCAGAGGCAAGAGGCAGAGACAAGCAGUUGAACACUGCUUGUCAUUUGGGUUGGGGAGCCAGGGGGCAUGCCUCGAAAUGAUUCUUCCCGCUACAAGCUGCUUUGCCGCAGCUCACCAUGGUCACCUAGUGCAGAUUCCUAACACGGGUCACACCUGACUACCCAGUCUCAGCUUCCAGGGCCAGGACAGCCUUGGUUUUCAGUUGCUCUUUAUCUUGAGGGUAAGGGCCACCCACAGAGUGACAGUCACCCCCCCCCCACAGGGUGCCUCAGGCCAGUGGACCACCUACAAUGCUCAUGUCUGUUAGCCUUGUUAGCACAGGUGAAGCUGGAGGGUGGGGCUGCCUGGGGCCGCUCUGAUAACAUAAUUUGUCCAUCUGCCCCUUUCAAACCAUGAGCACAAAGGUCUUAAGUUGGAUUUUUGUAAAAAAAAAAAAAAAGAAAUAAAUGGAGAC